Messenger RNA from Ornithorhynchus anatinus (platypus), 2837 nucleotides. RefSeq names its product zinc finger MYND-type containing 15 (gene ZMYND15). Gene Ontology annotation, molecular function: histone deacetylase binding. Gene Ontology annotation, biological process: spermatid development; negative regulation of DNA-templated transcription. NCBI's taxonomy places the organism in Eukaryota, Metazoa, Chordata, Mammalia, Monotremata, Ornithorhynchidae. The record is from RefSeq and is a predicted model, not a curated record. The coding region runs from base 472 to 2823 and encodes 783 amino acids. The transcript is spliced from 12 exons.
CUUCGAAUCGGGCAGCGUUGGCUGCAGGUGCCGGGGCUCCCGGGGCAGGGCGGACGGGGGUUGAUACCCGGGACAUCCCUGUCUCCGUCCCGGUCCGUUUGUCCCCCGGUGUCCCUCCCGGCCGCCCCACCAAAAUUCUCCCGGUUUCAACAGCAAAAACCCCAACCCACGCCAGAGUCCCCCCCGGAUGCCUUGACUCCACCGACCAAGCCGGACUCGGCCUUCAUCCCUUGCCCAGCGCCUAACCCUAAUCCCAACCCCACAACCCCACGUCCAGCUCCCUGAUUCUCUCCCCCAACCACCUCCCGUCCUCUAAUCCGCCCCCCUAAACUAACCGAGCCCUUCCUCCCGUCCCCCCAGGCCUGAACCCCACUCCCCAACUCUCCCGCUCCCAAUUUCCCCAGCCCCUUCCCCCUCAUUUCUCCACUCCCUCCCUCCUCCCUCGCCGCUCCACGACCCCCCGCGAAAGCGAUGGAAUUUAUCUCCGGUUACCGGGAGGAAAUCCUGGACCUGGCCGACCUCCUCUCCGGCUGGUUCCGCAAAUUCUCCUCGGAGCGAGGGUCCGGGAGGUCCGAGGGGUCCGGGGCGGGGCGGGGGGCCGAAGCCCGCCGCCGUCUGCUGGAGGCUCAGGUUCGCCGGUUGCCCCCGGACCCGGUCCUCUGGGUCCUCCACGUCCUGCACAACCGGACCCUGGGGUUCAGCGUCUGCAGGGCGGAGAGGGGCCCCGGUCCCGGCCGCCUCUUCGGGGAGGACGCCCCGCUUCGCCUCCGAGACCUGGAGAAAUACAUCGGCUUCGUCAGUCUGGAGGAGGAGGACGAGGAAGGCGACGAAGACGAGGAGGAGGAAGAGGAGCAGGCAGAGGAGGAGGAGGCCGGGGCCGGGACCGGGACCGGGGCCGGGACCGGGACCGGGUCGGGCAGGAAAUCCCGGGAAGGAACUGCGAUGAUGGAAGGGGAGCCGGAGGAGGUGGAGGAGGACAAGGAGGACGAUGAGGAGGACGAGGAGGAGGAAGAGGGGGCGACCGAAGAGCAAGAGGCCAGAGCGGAGGACGGACGGUGGGAGGAGGCCCAGGCUGCCAGGAGAAGACGGCCGGACAGAGGCCCUGCCCCACUCCGCCUCUCCUGCCUCCUCCUCGUCACAGAUGAGCAUGGCACCAUCCUGGGCAUCGACCUGAUGAUUGGCAGGCGCCAGGGAAGCGGGGCCCGAGGGGUUGAGGCCCACAAGGGUGGAACCGAGAGCCUGGCCCCCCGAGCCUACGGACUCCUGUGCCAUAGCAUGAUCUGUCCCAUGGGGGCCGGGGAGCCCCGGAGACCCCGGCAGCUCACCGUCGGCGACGUCCACCUCCACAGGGAUCUGGGGGCCCUCCUGCCACGGAUCGGGGUGAAGCUGGCCAAGGCUCCCAUGCGGACUUGGGGGCCCCGGCCUAGCUUCACCUUCGCCUCCCUGCGGGCCCGGGUCUGUCACGUCUGUCAUAGGCACAGCUUCGAGGUGAAAUUGACCCCCUGUCCUCAGUGUGGAGCCGUGCUGUAUUGUGGCGAGAGCUGCACCCGAGCAGAUUGGCGCCGCAGCCCCGAAGACGUGAGCCACCAGUUCUGGUGCCCGAGGUUGGCGCAGUUCAUGGGGCGGGCCGCGGAGCUGGCCUCCCUGCCCUUCACCUACACUGCCGAGACCACCAGGGAGACGUUUAACAAGGAGGCGUUCCUGAUUAACCGGGGCCUGACCCGGGGCUACUGGACCCAACUGAGUAUGCUCCUCCCCGCCCCAGAUGCCCCCGGGCUUCUCCAUGGGGAUGGACCCCAUCCUGGCCCCCUCCUCAAUGGGGACCCAUACCAGCUGCUUCAGGGAGACGGGUGCUGUCUGAUGCCCCCCAUGCCCACAGAGGCUCCCCGGGAGCUCUUUGACUCCUGGCAAGAGUACUACGCCUGGCGGGGCUUGGGCCUGGAUUCUCCCCUGGCCGCCCUGCUCACCUUCCCCCUGACUGCCUACCACAUCAUCACCCGGCUGGUCCCCCAGUUCUUCCCCAAGCUGAACAUCCAGAACAAACGGUCGUUGAAGAUCCACGUGGUGGAAGCGGGAAAGGAAUUCGACCUGAUCAUGGUGUUCUGGGAGCUGUCCGUCUUGUUGCCCCACGUGGCCUUGGAACUGUGGUUUGUGGGGGACACGCUGCCGACCAAGUGGGACCAACAGCACUUCACCCUGCAGAGGGAUGGUCCUGGGGUCUCCGUGUGCUUGGGGCCAGGGCCCAAGGAGAAGGGGACCCGGAGAGACCUACAGAUCAAGGUGUCUGCCCGUCCCUACCACCUGCUGCAGGGCCCCAAGCCCGACCUGGUCAUCGUCGCUGCGGGUCCCGGCCUUCUUCACGGAGAGCAGCGAAUACAGCUGUGCCAUGGACAAGCAGACCAUGGCCGGGGCCUCGGGGGGUGGGACCAGCGCCCCCCGCCUCAACCCUUUCCGGUCACCCUUCCGCCUGCGAUCCGCCGACAACUGCAUGCCCUGGUACUGCAAUGCCUUCAUCUUCCACCUGGUGUACAAGCCAGCCCCAGCGGGCAGUGCACGGUCCGGCCCCGGCCCCACCCCGGCCCCGGCCCCGGCCCCGGCCGCUCCACCGGCCUCCGCCCGCCGACGUCGCAUGGACAAGAAGGCCAGCCGCGGCCCGGGCCGGAGGAGGAAGUGAGAGAUGGACGGGACCGGCCCCCGCCACACGGGUCUGGGGGGCGGGAGAGACCGGACGGGUCUGGGGAUGAGCCGGGACCAUCCAGACAGAGAAUAAAGGAAGUUGUUGGGAACUUGUCACCUGUGGGGCCACCUCUGACGGGAACAUAAUGAUUUGAAAGCAC